Messenger RNA from Pseudocercospora fijiensis CIRAD86, 284 nucleotides. RefSeq lists its product as uncharacterized. The transcript is spliced from 4 exons. NCBI's taxonomy places the organism in Eukaryota, Fungi, Ascomycota, Dothideomycetes, Mycosphaerellales, Mycosphaerellaceae. The annotation marks the transcript as partial. The record is from RefSeq and is a predicted model, not a curated record.
AUGGAUUUAGCGACUCAAUUGACGCUUGCGACCCGUUCGGAAUAUACAAUGAAGACCUGCAAGCCAGAGCGUUGGCACAAAGAUACAUUGGUAUUGACGGAAGACGGGAGGAAGGAGAGCGGUGCAUGUAGGGGUGUUUCUCCUUCCUGGCCAAACUAUAGUAUGGUAUCUUGGAUGAAGCCGAAGGAGAAACAAUCUGAUCACUCGAGGAAGGAGCCAGCGGGAAUGGGACGCUGUUGUUGCCAAGACUUCGUUCGCCGGGCCGACUUCAGGCCAUCACGCGC